GGUACAUGGCAAUCUGAGCCUGGCGAGGUGAAGCGAGCAGUAGCUCAUGCGAUCAAGACGGGCUACCGUCACAUUGACGGCGCACCGAUCUACGGCAACGAGAAAGAAGUAGGCCAAGGGAUCAAGGAGGGUCUCCAAGCAGCCGGCAUCAAGCGUGAUGAUCUGUUCAUCACGAGCAAGCUAUGGAACUCGCACCACCAGCCCGAGUACGUCGAGAAGGGUCUCGAUCAGACACUGCAAGACUUGCAACUCGACUAUCUCAACUUGUUCCUGUGUCAUUGGCCUGUUGCCUACAACAAGCAAGAGGGCAAGAUCAAGAGCACACCCAAGAAUGCAAAGGGCGAGCUGGAUAUUGACCACGAGCUCACAAAGGACUUUGAGCCUACUUGGCGUGCCAUGGAAAAGCUCGUCGAGUCUGGCAAAGUCCGUCAUAUCGGUGUCUCCAACUUCAAUAUCCGUCGCUGCAAGGAACUUCUCGGCUACGCAAAGAUCAAGCCCGUCAUCAACCAGGUCGAGCUGUCGAUCAUCAACCCGCAACCAGACUUGCUAGCCUGGUCAAAGCAGAACAACAUCUUGCUCGAGGCUUACUCGCCUUUCGGCAGUGCGGGCGCUCCUCUGCUAUCGAACAAGGUCGUCACCGAGAUUGCAAAGAAGAACAAUACCGAUACAGGCGUCGUCCUCAUCUCGCAUGCCAUCCAGCGUGGUCUUGUCGUGCUGCCCAAGUCAGUCACGCCCAAGCGCAUCGAGCAUAACUUCAAGGGUACGUGCUCCAAAGUACGCUACUUUUGACGUGCUCACAUUCUGAGCAGACAUUGACCUCUCAAAGGAAGAUUUCCAAGCACUCGAACAGGAGGUGCAGUCCAUCAUCGAGCGCGGCGAAGCAAAGCGAGCUGUAGACUUUUCGAGCUUGGCUGGCUUCGAUAUCUUUGAAGACAAAUCGUCCGAGAACUCUGACAAGGCU
Molecule: messenger RNA, 961 nt
Organism: Mixia osmundae IAM 14324
Lineage: Eukaryota; Fungi; Basidiomycota; Mixiomycetes; Mixiales; Mixiaceae
Exons: 1
Cellular component (GO): cytosol
Molecular function (GO): aldose reductase (NADPH) activity
Source: RefSeq, a predicted model, not a curated record